UUGCUCGAGAAGGAUAUGACGAUAGCCUCCGCGCUCCGCCCACUCAGUCACGUGGGCGCUGGGCGCGGCUCGGCGGGGAAGAUGUCGGCGCCGCGGGAGCCGGGCCGGGACUCGGAGGCCGCGUUCGCGAAACGGAUUGACCCGGCGCGGGAGCCGGAGCUGAGCGCGGAGCAGCGGCGCGUCAUGCAGCGCGCGGAGGAGGCGCUGCGCCGGCGGGGCCUGCAGCGGCGGCUCCGGGGCCGCAACCUGCUGACGGGGCUCGGCAUCGGCGCGGUGGCGUUGGGCAUCUAUGGUUUCACCUUCUACAAGAUCUCCCAGGAGCGAUUCCUGGACGAGCUGGAGCAGGAGGUUGAGGCUGCCCGGGCCCAGGCUGCCAAGACCCCAGUGAACUGAGACCCUGAGCAGGCCGGAUCCAGCUGGAACUGACGCACGUGCCAGAGACCCUCAGCUGCCCCAUUCCUCUUGGGUUGCAUCUGCCUUUGACAUGCCAGGCACUCCCCAUGGUGAGCCGAGUCCCCCUCGGUGGAAGGGGGGGCUCCUCUCCCCUGUGCCCAGUGGGGACCAGGCUCCCGCCACCUCCAGUUAAACUUUCUCGCUGCAGUUGCAGACUGUGGUGCAACAGCAACAGCUUUGUUUCCUGAUGGGCUCUUCUGCUAUUCACCCCCUGCAGCAGAUGGGCCAGGGCCUCAAUAAACCUGUCUAAAUGAUUCACCAGAGUGGGCAUGUGGAAUGCCAGCCCUGGGCCUCCCCAAGUGGGGCCUGCUGGGGGGCACCUGAGAUGGGGGUUGGAAGGAUAAGUUUGGGUAAGUGCAACCUCCCUGUAAUAUCUUCUUGUUGGUGGAAAUACACAUGUGAGAGCUUAAAAGUCUGUCUUCCUGGUCUAUCCCAGCAGCCCCUGGGUGGUUUGUAGCUAUUUAAGAGCAAAUAGAACCAAGGUUGUUGGUUGUCUAGGACCAAGCUUGUUUGUUGCGUGGGCUGAACAUGGCUGCCUUGGGCCUGUAUCAUGAAUUCCUUGUUGCCUGGUGCUGAGAGGAAGCUAUGGGUGGUAUCUGGCCUGGGGGUGCCACCCAACGUGUUUACCACCUGCAGGAAGAGGAGGAUGGAGCAUGGAGUGAUUCUGCCCCAGGCCACAAAGACCCCAAUUACCCACUGACCUCAGCACAUACCCUGUUAUGUGGGAAAGAGCAGAACCCUGGGAGAGGCUGACACAUGGAAAUGUGCCUCUUUGGCCUUGGGGGAGAGAGAGAGAGAUUGAGUCCUGCAGGGACAGGCCUUGCUCAGCCUUUCUAAGCUAGAACAUGGCUGCAGAGCUCCCUGGAGUGAACUGUGCUGCACCUCUGGCUGAGCAAUAAUCUCCAUGCCACUUGCAGCCUGGAAUGGCUAAUCUGCAUUGCACCACUGUAGCCGGGACCCAGCCCUGUGGGGGAAGCAUGGGAUUGCCCAAGCCAUGGUCCCUGGGCUACAGUCAUUUCCCCAGGUCAGGGUGUUGGAGGCACUAGGCUGCCACGGGGUGGCCACUAGACCUGGAAGUCAGUAACUCAAUCCUUAAAAAGUGAUGCAACUGUGAGGAUAUGAAUAAAACCAACGGUGGUGAGCUACUUGCAUGGCCUCUGGCUAAUGAUGCCAGGUGGGCCUGCUCAGAUACGCUAGGGAGAGGAAAAACCCUCUAAGUGAUUUGGGAAGGUGCCUGUAUGCUGCCUCCAGGACCCACUGAAUUAGAUACAAAGGUGCCCUGCUGCCCUCUGGGGGAAGAAGGCACAAACCACCACCCCUCACUGCCAGGAACAGUUGGCUCUUAAUGCCCCUGGCCCAGCCUGCAGUGGAAACACUCCAUCCUUUGCCCCUGUGAAGGGCAAAGCUCUAGCACCUGCAGCUGUUGCCAUGUUCCAAUAAAUGCCUCUGGAAAUCGUG
Molecule: messenger RNA, 1911 nt
Organism: Gopherus evgoodei (Goodes thornscrub tortoise)
Lineage: Eukaryota; Metazoa; Chordata; Testudines; Testudinidae
Product: cytochrome c oxidase assembly factor 3 homolog, mitochondrial
Exons: 2
Coding region: 16-393 (125 amino acids)
Biological process (GO): mitochondrial respiratory chain complex IV assembly
Cellular component (GO): mitochondrial inner membrane
Source: RefSeq, a predicted model, not a curated record